Molecule: messenger RNA, 5122 nt
Organism: Menidia menidia (Atlantic silverside)
Lineage: Eukaryota; Metazoa; Chordata; Actinopteri; Atheriniformes; Atherinopsidae
Source: the annotation of a GenBank genome assembly
GUCUGGUUUCGUCACAGGACUGUCGGACCUCCAUGUUGGAAAAAAAAAACUGAAAUUUUCUGUAGGGGCGUGAAGACACUCAAAGCUGGAGACAAAAAAUAGCAAGAAGACAAGUUUAUAUACCGAUAUAGUUUUGUAUGCCGUGUGUGGGUGUGAAUAAACGUUUCUUCUGCCGUUAAAAUGGGAAACUGCCACACCGUUGGACCGAACGAGGCCCUUGUGGUUUCAGGUGGCUGCUGUGGUUCAGAUGACAAGACGUAUGUCGUGGGAGGUUGGGCAUGGGCCUGGUGGCUCAUCUCUGACAUCCAGAGGAUAACGCUUGAGAUUAUGACCCUGCAGCCCAAGUGUGAGGAUGUAGAGACAGCGGAGGGUGUAGCUAUUACUGUCACUGGGGUGGCUCAGGUGAAGGUGAUGACUGAAAGUGAGCUGCUGGGCUACGCCUGCGAACAGUUUCUGGGGAAAUCAGUGGUGGAGAUCAAGAGUGUCAUCCUGCAGACCCUCGAGGGCCACCUGCGCGCCAUCCUGGGCACCCUCACUGUUGAGCAGAUUUACCAGGACAGAGACAAAUUUGCCUCUCUGGUGCGAGAGGUGGCAGCGCCAGACGUCGGGCGCAUGGGCAUCGAGAUCCUCAGCUUCACCAUCAAAGAUGUUUACGACAAAGUGGAAUACCUCAGCUCGCUGGGUAAAACUCAGACGGCUGCAGUACAGAGGGAUGCAGACAUCGGAGUGGCAGAGGCCGAGAGGGACGCUGGCAUCAGGGAAGCGGAGUGUAAGAAAGAAAUGAUGGAUGUGAAAUUCGUUGCGGACACAAAAAUGGCCGACUCGAAACGCGAGCUGGAAAUGCAGAAAGCCUCCUUCAACCAAGAAGUGAACACCAAGAAAGCUGAAGCUCAACUGGCGUACGAGCUGCAGGCGGCCAAAGAGCAGCAGAAGAUCCGUCUGGAAGAAAUUGAAAUCGAGGUGGUGCAGAGGAAGAAGCAGAUCACGAUUGAGGAGAAGGAGAUCGACAGAACUGAAAAGGAGCUCAUCGCUACUGUGAAGAGACCAGCUGAAGCCGAGGCCUUCAAAAUGCAGCAGCUGGCGGAGGGGCAAAAGAUAAAGAAGGUGCUGACUGCACAGGCCGAGGCUGAGAAGAUCCGCUGUAUCGGUGAGGCGGAGGCCGGCUCCAUUGAAGCCGUGGGAAAGGCCGAGGCUGAGAAGAUGAGGCUGAAAGCCGAAGCCUACCAGCAGUACGGCGAUGCCGCCAAGACGGCUCUCGUCCUGGAGGCUCUACCCAUGAUUGCCAGUAAGGUGGCAGCCCCUCUGUCCAAGACCAGCGAGAUCGUCAUCCUGAGCGGAGAGGGCAGCCGUGUGACCGGAGAAGUGACCCGUCUGCUGGCCGAGCUCCCCGUCUCCGUCAACGCCCUCACCGGGGUGGAUCUGACCAAGAUCCCUCUGCUCCAGAAGAUGACCGGUCAGCAGUGCCAAGCAGCUGUGUGAUGAAGCCGGCCCAGACUGGUCUUUCCGAAUCCCGUCUGUGGUUCUGCCUCAAGCAUGACAGAUUUUCUGCCAGAGACCCCUUAUAUGCAACCACCUUCAACCAGAAACACUUGAUACCAAUCAGGAGCUUUUUUUUUUUUUUUUUUUAAUCUUUUAGUAGUAGAUAAUAGUUUUUAAUUUUGUGAAGGAGGCCAAGUGGGUCCAGAUUGUAUGUAUCGUCUGUUGUUUUUAUCGUACUGAAAUAGUUACCAGGGUAAUACGCUGCCAUGCUGUUCUGUCAUCCAAAGCAGGGGUGGAAGGUCAGCCUGGAGUUUCCGGUCAGCGUUGUGAGGUGGGAGCUGCUGCCUCUUUAUUGGCACCGUCAGUUUACCACUCACAGCUCCCAGUACACUGAGCACUACCCCUCUCUGCUUUUAAAGUCGAUUCUUAAACUUUAGCUUGAUCCUUUUGGAUCUUCACUCAGUUCAAUUGUGAAUUACUUGUAUUGAUGAUCUUUACCUCGUUGUAGAUUGUCACUUCGGGUGUCUUUAUGUCCAGAUGUGCAGUGCCUGUUCAACACUCAAGUGCCCAAACCUUAGACAUGACAGUGGUUUGGCUGCGGUUGGAUUUCUAUCAUUGUUAUAGAUGGAUGUUGUUUAAAACUAACCCCUUACUCUCAUUCUAUCUCCUCAUUUACUUCGCUUUCCUCCUCUCUUCUGCCGUGUUUUUGACACCACAGGAAGUUGCAAAGCAAACCUGUCAUCGGGCAGCCUUAAGAAACCCUGGACGGCUGCCAGGGCCGCCAAACCUUUUCUGUAUUACCUCAAACAGCUUUCAUUAGACAGUCAGGGUCUGCGUUUGAAAUGCGUUUGUUACUCCUCCUUAACCCCCCCCCCCCCUCACCUCGUUGGUCCCUCUGCUCUUUGUGUGUAUUUACCGCCCGCUGACCUCUGUGUGACAGGACAGCCUCGGUUGUCCGGCCUCCACGGGUUUGAAGCGACGUCGCUCCUCUGACGGUUGGAAAAAAGGAAGGUGAUCAGGCUGUAAACGCUGAAUGUGGCGUUUGUGCUCAGGGAGUUGUGCUUUGGUAGAUGUUAUGUGAAAUGCAUGUGUGGAGCAGCUGGGCCGUGACUGUUUUUCUGUAGCACAAAGGACGAAGCGGCAGAGAAACUAAAACAUCCCGUUUUCUGAUCCUUCAAUAUUACUACCAGGUUUUUAAAGCAACAGCAGUGGGAAAUAUUUGUACUCUCUGGCUCCCCCUACAGUCGGUGGGCAGUAACACCUCUGUGUUGAGCACACGGCUGGGAGCCCCUGAAGCCAUACACGUGAAGUAGCUGUUGUGUUCAGAAGUUGUCAAGCGUGAAAAGAUUGGAAACCAAAGUCAAACUUGAGCGUGUGUCAUCCUCCAGGCGCUCCAGGUCAGAUUCAGGGCCGGGGGGAUGUCCACCUCAAAGGUCAGAAUACUUCAAAGUGGACCACAAGGACCCAGUUUGAGGCUUCUCACGUGUCUUUAGUGUUGAGUUCAAAUGACUUGUAAAGUUUAAGACUGUCACACAGACUCUGUACUGCCUGUAGGUAUGCAUAGCCUAAUCUUUUUUUUAUGAUUUGAUCUCUCUUGGAAGUUCCUGUGUAAACAGGCAACCUUUAAACUAAAUGGCAAUUUCAGCAGGAUUCCCGCCGAACUGCUGGUUUUUCAUCAGUCCUGGAGGAAAAAUCUGAUCCUCUGCUUCACCAGAUCAGCUCACUGUGAACUGCUGGGCUUUUUUAAAAUUGAAUAAAUGCCUCUGAAAAACUUUAAUGACCACUUCAGAAUCUAUGAUGGAUAUUUUUGUUACAUUUUGAGUUGACAUGUGGCAGCCUCUUUGUUUUCUGUGAAUUAAAGGCGAGGCUCCGCUUCGUUGCGCUGCGCCGUGCAGCCCCCAGGUUGUUUCUGUUUUUGACAGAUGUCACGUUUGAGACUCUACGCCGCUUAAUUUCUGCCUGGCUAAAAAAAAAAGAAAAGAAAAUAGUACUUAACCUGAUCAGGUGUCAUGUUUCUUCAUUUGGAUGGCUGCAGCUGUCACCAGGCGUUUGGUGCUGGAAGCCUCAUCUUCACAGUUUAGACCUUCACCUUUACGGUCCCACCAAGACCAAUCGCAUAGUUGUGAGCUGUUCUUCUCGCUAAACUGAGUUUACAAUGUGCUGUUUCACCGAACAAAAUGGCUGAAAAUGCCUUUUGCUGUUCUCAUUUUAAUUUAGGCGGUCAGUCUUUCUCAGUGCCUUUUGUUGAACGAGGUCAAUCGUAUGCGAGUGUGAAGGUUCUUCUCACAUUAGGAAGCAUCAACACAGCUUACCAUAGGAGUUUGCUUUAGGGCAAAGACCAAGUAACAGGUGGUCAUGUUUUAUGUUAAACUAAUCGUUCUUCCUCCACUUUCAUGUGCUUCAUGACAUUCUGUUCUAAAACUGUAUAAGGGAACAUUCAUAUCUCUAAAUAUAGAUAUCUAUAUAUAUACAUUGAAAUGUGUGUAGUUAAAUGUAUAUUUUUUAGAGGUUUUUAUGGGAGACCGGACCUCAUCCAUUCUUUUUUGGCCAUUAUAUAUGUGUCAAAGUGUAUCAACAUUUGCAUUCACUAAUCAGAAAUGUGUCCUCUUGUUACUCCCUGUAGCAUUUUGAGAGAAUGACCAAACAUUUGAAACCUCUGCCUUAACAGCCAUCUGCAUCAUCGUCUAACAUAGAAACAACCUGUUCUGUCUCUUAACAUUAUACUGAGAGUUUAUCGUGUGGCCUCUUGUGUAAAGAGAAGAGAUCCAGCAUGGGAAUUUAAGCAUGUUACUCUGUGUUGUGUGCCACCUUUCAAUAAAUGCUGUGUCACCCCCCGUCGGCCCAAGAGUCUCUUUAACUUGGACGUUUUCAAGGUUUCGCUUAUGAGAGACAAUUCCUGGUGAAAUGAGUGCAGGAAAAUUGGCGUCACCGUGAUAGGCUGAAUCUGUAUUUUAAGGGUGAAUAAAAUCUUAAGUUUCAAAACUGAUAGUGAGGAUGUGUCGUUACCACCUAACACCAGAAGAGGUCGCCAUAAGAACAUGCUACAAUAAUGUCCUCUUAACUAGAAAAACUAGUGGAGAACAGAUAUGAAGCAUGGAGACUCUCCAUAAAAAUAUGAAAACUGUCCAUAGUGUCAGUAAGGCAGAUUUUCACGAUUGUAUUAAAAAAGGCACGUGCUCCACAGUCCUUGGUCUGUGUGGACAGAAGCAUUUUGGAGCUCAUGCCCCAAAGCCAAAGGGCAGAGCAAAGCUGUGAGAACAGACAAAGCUAAAUAAAAUAUCCUCCACUCUCAAUAAUGUAGAAAUGACUAAAUAGAAGCUAGUUGUGCAUGUAAGACACCAGGGAGCCUCUUAAGCUUAUCGAUCUUGAUGUCUUCAGUUUCUUUUUUGCUUGUUGGCCGGUUCCCUCCCUCUUAACUUCUGUAGAAUAAAAACAGUUUAUUUUGUUGCUUCUGCUUCCUGUUUCCACUGGCCAUUGCCUCAGCUGUAAAUCAUUUUGUAAUCUUUCCCACAGCACUGGACUCUUGGGUUUCUGUUUUCAUCCUCUUAUACUCCCAAGCCUGAUGGGCUGAAAAGAUCCUGCAUAAUAAAGAAAACUCUUUCUUCAGACUUACAUGCAUACACAUAUAUGUGUGUGUGUAUAU